Trichomonas vaginalis G3 is the source of this 759-nucleotide messenger RNA. RefSeq names its product perineurial glial growth protein family. Lineage: Eukaryota; Parabasalia; Trichomonadida; Trichomonadidae. Gene Ontology annotation, molecular function: zinc ion binding. The coding region runs from base 1 to 759 and encodes 252 amino acids. The record is from RefSeq and is a predicted model, not a curated record. The transcript has a single exon.
AUGAGUUCUCCUUCAAAAAAAGAUAGAAGACCUAUUUGUACAAUAAGAUCAUGCAUGAAAACUCCUGUAACACAGCCACUCUAUGUAUGCCACACUUGUAAAUUUAAACAAUACGAAACAAUUUGUAAAAAUUGCGCAGAAUUUUGCCAUGUAAAUCAUGACGUUGGGUUUAUUGGUAACAAAAUAGGCUAUUGCUGGUGCGGUUAUGGAUGUAGGAACUGCCAUUGCUUUUUGGAGCAUCCUGUUGAUGGAGACAUGUCUUUGCCUCCUGACUGUCCCAGACAAUGUCUAUUCAACCAAUAUGAUGGCAAUAAUGCCGAUAUGGAAGGUCAUCAAUGCGACCAAUGUGGAAUUUCUUUUAGAAGUUACUGUUGCACUCCUUGUUUCCAUAUGUGCCAUAAAGGACACUCAGGUUUAGAUCCAGAUGGAUCUAAUAGCCAUACUAGCCAACCUUGUUGUUGUGGUGAUCCUUCAGGAGAUUAUCCUUGCAAAAUAAAACCUCCAAAAGACGUUCCAGAACCAAUACCUUUGUGCACAUACGCAAUUUGUGAUGCUGAAUAUAUAAGCCAGAAAACAUACAUUUGCUUGACUUGCAAUCAGAAAGAUAACACUUGUGUUUGCGAGUUCUGUGCAAGAGUAUGUCAUGCUGGCCAUCAAUUAGUUGAAAUUAACUACAUUUCUUCGUAUUGCGAUUGUGGAGCGCAUUCUCCAGCAGCACACUGCCAUUGCAAGUUAAUGGACUUCGAGCCCGCUCAAUAG